Arachis ipaensis is the source of this 1571-nucleotide messenger RNA. NCBI's taxonomy places the organism in Eukaryota, Viridiplantae, Streptophyta, Magnoliopsida, Fabales, Fabaceae. The record is from RefSeq and is a predicted model, not a curated record.
AUGGCUCUACCCAAGUUCCUCAUGUGGCCAUUUUCUUUGACAUGGUUGUUUCUGGUUCAUUGGCAACUACAUCAUGUGGAAGGGGCACCAGAACCAGAGGCAGUACCAGGUAUCGGUAUCAAUUGGGGCUUACUUGCAACUCACCCCAUAAAUCCUCCCAUUGUAGUGAAUAUGUUGAAGGACAACGGCAUAAAAAAGGCCAAGAUCUUCGACACGGAUCCUUGGGUUGUGAGUGCUUUCACUGGCUCAAACAUUGAACUCAUGGUUGGAAUUCCCAAUGACCAACUCAGAAAACUAGCUAGAGAUGCCAAUUAUGCUCAUGACUGGGUUAAAAACAAUGUCACAAAAUUCGUUUAUAAGGAAGCGGUCAACAUCAGAUAUGUAUCUGUUGGAAAUGAACCAUUCUUGAGAAGUUACAAUGGUUCAUUCGUGAAUAUCACAUUUCCAGCAAUGCAAAAUGUUCAAAAUGCUAUUGACAAGGCUGGUUAUGGAGACAAGAUCAAGGUAACAACGGCAUUGAAUGCCGAUGUGUACGAAUCUAAGACAGACAAGCCAUCCGACGGCGAGUUUCGUCCGGAUGUGUUUCAUGCUAUUAAGGAAAUUGUGCAGUUUCUUGAUGAACAUAACUCACCAUUUCUUGUUAACAUAUACCCUUUCCUUAGUCUAUACCAAAAUGAAGGUUUCCCAAUGGAUUUCGCAUUCUUUGAUGGCGUGGCAAAUCCAGUUACUGACAAUGAUAAAGAAUACCACAAUGUGUUUGAUGCAAACUUUGAUACCCUUGUUUGGUCAUUGAGAAAGAUUGAUCACUCUAAUGUGAAUAUAGUUAUUGGAGAAAUUGGAUGGCCAACUGAUGGUAACAAACAUGGUACUCCAAGUAAUGCAAAAAGGUUCUACCAAGGGUUCCUCAAGAAAAUGGCUAGUAAAACAGGAACCCCUCUUCGGCCCGGGCCUAUGGAUGCAUAUAUGUUCUCUCUUUUGGACGAGGACGACAAGAGUAUCGCCCCCGGAAACUUCGAACGCCAUUGGGGAAUUUUUCGAUACGACGGGAAGCCUAAGUUUGAGGUGGAUUUUUCAGGUAACGGAGAAAAUAAAAUGCCUAUUGAAGCUAAAGGUGUCGUCUACCAAGAGCGUAAAUGGUGUGUGAUUAAACCCUUUGACAAGUCCUUGAACAUGAGCAGUUUGCCAGGGGCAUUGAGCUAUGCUUGUGCACUUGGUGAUUGCACAAGCUUAGGUGCUGGUUCUUCUUGUGCAAAUCAGAGUGAGGAUGGGAGUGCUUCCUAUGCUUUUAACUCCUACUUCCAAAUAAGUGACCAAAGUGUUGAGGCAUGUGAUUUCAAAGGAUUGGCCAAUAUUGUAACAGAUGACCCUACAAACGGAACUUGCUUCUUCCCUAUACAAAUUGAGAGCAGUGGAAACAUGCUUACAACUUUACUCAUCAAGGUGGGACUUUUCGCUGGUUUUUCAUUGAUUUUCUUGACAUUUAUGUAGAGGCCAUAGUUUAGUUAGGCAGGAGUGGAUUAGUAAUAAGAGAUGUCAGUAGAUUGUACUUUUUAAUUGAUAUAGUUUUUCCU